UCUGGUGUUGCUGUGUCGUUUGCUGAGUGUCCUAAUUUCCCCAUUUCUGUCCAUUUUUCGUGAAAAAUCCCCAUUGAUUUGCAUCAAAUUACAAUCAAAUAUGACGGAGAGUGGCGCCUCGAGAUUGAGGUUGAUGAUUAAGCAGGAAUUGAGGGAGAAUGAAGUGGAAAUGUGCCGUCUUUGUGUGGGACGAUCGCCAGACUAUUUUCCAGUGUUCACGGAAAAUCUUCCUCAGCUGCUUUCCACACAUCUGGGAGUUUCUCUCAGCGAGACUGACAAUUGGCCCAAGUUCGUGUGCUCUGGAUGUGUGGAGAAAGUCCAUGAGAUUGUUAAGUUCAUUGACACCGUGCGAGAGAGUGAAAACAUUCUCAGAAAUCUCUUCGGAGAGCGCGAAACCAUACCGUGUGCUGUGAAUACCGCCUCGGGUGAGCCAGGAAGGGAAGUGAAAGAGGAAAAGGCUCAGGAAAGCACAAUGAAGACACAGGAUAGCGGGAUUUUGAGGCAAAUGUUGCUGGGCGAGAUCUCAAAGUGCUCUUAUAUGAAUCAGAAACCGCCAGUGCCUCAGCAAACCACAUCUCUGCUGCGGGAUCAGUUGCUGAAGCCUCUUCCGCCUCGCAUAGUUGUGCGGAAGCCGCCAGUGAAGCGCAGUCGGAAGAGAAACAUUUGGUCUCCUGAGGAUAUUGAGGCUCUGCACAGUCGAAUAGAAUCCUUCUACAGUCUGACAUGCGAUAUUUGCAAGGAGACUUUUGCCAAAUUCCGCGAUCUCGAGGAACAUUUCCGGGAAAUUCACAGCCGAAAUGCUUACAUUCUCUGCUGCAAGCUCAAAUUCUCCGGCUUCACCAAUCUCAAUGAUCACCUGAUCUUUCACGACGAUCCGGAGGCCUUCAAGUGCAGAGAUUGCGGGAAGUGCUUCAAGUAUCAAGUCAGUUUGGACUUCCACACCAUCAAUACUCACACGCCGCACGAGAUGAGAGGCUUCCAGUGCCCCAAUUGUCCGCAGCGCUUCGUCACGGGCAAAAUGCUGAAGCAGCACGCAAUGGUUCACCAGCUGAGGGAGAAGAUCCACACUUGUCCGCACUGCCGGAGGACUUUCGAGCGGAAGGCCAGCGUGCGGAAGCACAUAAGAACAUUCCACGAGGCAGAAGACAGCCACCGACGCCUGAGUUCAGAUGAAUCCUACGAGUGCCACUUGUGUGGCGAGAAAUCCCACCACAAAUUUGCCUUGCGAACUCACAUGAAUGUCGUUCAUCUGAAGAGGAGAAGACUUCAUCCAGAGAAAUACCCGGCGGACUGUCCUUAUCUGAAGAGGCGGAACCGCAAUUUUCAUGCCGUCUCCCACAUCAUCCGGGACAGCGGGGAAAGUCAUCAAGGAAGGUCACUGAUGAUGAAGUCUGACAUUCUGUCUCUGGACUCGAGAAUUGCCGAUGGUGAUGAUUUGUUGAUGUUAUUGACAAAAUACUGUGCUAAUUUCUCACGAUCCGUGGCCGAUGUGCUGAGAAGAGCGUAUCGCGGAUCGAGGAACAUUUCUGACAAUUUCUCACGCGAUGCCGGAGCGUCUGUGGAUCCGUCCAGGAAGUGCUGGCGUGCCAAAACACAAGAGAAGAGGUCAACAAUGCUAAUACGUGGUUCACCUUUUGGACGGUCACUGUAUCAGAAAUUGCUGCUUCUCGCCAUCGUCGCCGUGAGCUUUGUCUUCUACUUUAAGUUCAUCAAAUUCAGCACAGAACACCUCAAUGCCAGCCCAGAGACGAACUUUGUCGACACAAACAUUAUCGAUGGGCUGAAUCCGCUGGAGAAGCUCAUCCGGGCGGAUAUGCUGAAGCAGGAGCGCGGCUUGGGCGAUCGCGGGAAGCCCGUGACGCUGUUUGGGGCGGCCAAGAAGAAGGGCGACGAUGAUGUGAAGAGAAUUGCACUCAAUGAGGAACUCAGCGAACACUUGAGCUACAACCGAACUGUGCCUGAUGCCAGGAAUCCGCUGUGCCGCAGCAUUCGCUACGACGUCGACAAUCUGCCCAGCGCCAGUGUUGUCAUCAUCUUCUACAAUGAACCGUAUUCUGUGCUGGUGCGAACGGUGCACAGUGUGCUCAACACGGGCGAUCAGCGCAUCCUCAAGGAGAUCAUCCUCGUGGAUGACGCCAGCGUGAAUCCGGAACUCAAGGACAAGCUCGAUUACUACAUCGAGACACGAUUUCCCAAGAAUGUGCGCCUCAUCCGGUUGAAGAGCAGAUUGGGCCUCAUUCGUGCCAGAUUGGCGGGCGCUCGAGUGGCGCGCGGCGACGUGCUGGUCUUCCUUGAUGCGCACUGUGAGUGUGUGGAGGAGUGGCUGGAGCCGCUGCUGGCCAGGAUCAAGGAGUCACGCACGAGUGUGCUGGUGCCGAUUAUCGAUGUGAUCGACGCGAAGGACUUCCACUACAGCAGCAACGGCUACAGCACCUUCCAAGUGGGUGGAUUCUCGUGGAGUGGACACUUUGACUGGAUCGACAUCUCGGCGCACGAGCGCGCUCGCCAGGCGCGUGAGUGCGCGCACAAGGACGUGGACGUGUGUCCCACGUACAGUCCGACGAUGGCCGGCGGGCUGUUUGCCAUCAAUCGCGAGUACUUCUGGGAAGUGGGCAGCUAUGAUGAGCAGAUGGACGGCUGGGGCGGCGAGAAUCUUGAGAUCUCCUUCAGAGUGUGGCAAUGCGGAGGGACAAUCGAGACAAUUCCAUGCUCACGCGUUGGCCACAUCUUCAGGGACUUCCAUCCGUACUCAUUUCCAGACAAUAGAGACACUCAUGGCAUCAACACCGUUCGAAUGGCGCUCGUCUGGAUGGAUGAUUACAUCAAUCUGUUCUUCUUGAACCGUCCAGAUUUGAAGAAUCACCCAGAAGUGGGUGAUGUGACGCACAGGAAAGUACUGCGGGACAAGAUGCGAUGCAAGAACUUUGAUUGGUACCUGAAAAAUGUCUUCCCGGAAAAGUUUAUACCAACGAAAAAUGUUCAGGCAUACGGACGUGUGAAAUCACUGUCGUCCAACAUGUGCCUCGAUGAUUUGCAGCAGGAUCGCGAGGCGCCCUUCAAUGUCGGCAUCUACGGUUGUCACGGGCCUCACGUUGCGCAUUCGCAGUUCUUCUCACUCACGCACGACGGCGUCCUUCGUAUCGAAGAAGCGUGUGCCUCUGUUCAGGAGAGCAAAUCCAGCAGAAUGUUUGUCAUCAUGUCGAGCUGCAACAAAUACAAUGCAGUGAAUAAUCGAUGGGAAUUGACGGCAGGCAAGCAACUCAGGUAUGUUAAGUUGAAUCUCUGCCUGGACAUGCGUGAUCUCAAGGAAAUGGACUACAUUUAUGUGGCUCCGCUUCCACGAAGGCGUUCACAGCUCAGGGAGGCGCACCACGGGCUGGCUUGGGGCAUCCCAGAAGGCUUCGCAGUGAUCUACGAGGUCUUCUUCGGCUGUCGUGAGCACUUCUUCGUCCUGCUGCCAGGAUUUCUGCACCAGGGCGCAGGAUUCCAGGGUAUGUCAUUCUCGAAGCAGAAGGCCUGCAGCAGCACCUCCUGCAUGUGUGUGGCGCUGUCGCCGGCGGAUGGCGGCGCCAGGAAGCAGAACAGGGCAUCCUCGGGGGCAGAUGAGAGUGUCUUCACCGCUGCCGCCACACCCACAAUUGUCCUCUUGUCCGUUUGCGCCCUCAGCAACACAUUCCGGACCGUCCGUCCGAGAUUCUGCGGCUUGCGACCCAUUUCAACAGGUUCCAGUGAUUUCUCCUCCAAUACCAUGAUUCUCUCUCUCGAUUCACGUCUCAGGGAUAUGAAUUCGGAAUGCGGUGCCAGCUUACUGACUAUCACCGUGGCUCUGAUGAUCCUUCUUGGCGUGUGUCUGGCACUGAUAAAAUCCAAAUCUGGCAGUUCAAUAUCCGCUGAAUCACUUGUGUUUACACCGUCUUAUGCAAUUCAAAUAGAAUCUUCCGUAAACAAGCAUGAAUUUGAUCAUGUUAAAGUUAUCAAACCCAUCAAAUCAGAAAAGACAGAACACAAGUGUCCAAUUUGCCAGAGGACAUUUAGCAAAAGAAAUGGCUUAUCAAAACACUUGAACAGCUCUCAUGACAAGAAGAAAGUUCAUAAUUGUGAGAUUUGCGGAUUUAGCUUUAAGAUUGCGUCUCAACUGAAGAAGCAUUUGAGCACUACUCACGCCACUGAGAGGAGUUUUGAGUGUGCCUAUUGCUCGAAGACGUUCAAGGGAAAGGGAAAUCUUCUUGAGCAUAUCACGUUUCAUCUGGAAAAGCCUCGGCCGUGUCCGAUUUGCAACAAGAUUCUGAAGAAUUCUCGUGCAGUGAAGAAACACAUGAGAAAUCAACACAGAGGCAGUGAAAUUGCACUGCGAAAGCCAGUUUCUUGUCACAUCUGUGGCAAGAUCUACUCAAGUGAUCACUAUCAUCGACACUUGGCGACUCAUGUGAAGAUUGAGCGGAGUUUUAAGUGUGAAAUCUGCCAUCGAGAGUUCGGCAAAAGCUGGUUGCUCAAGGAUCACAUGAGCACUCACAGUGCAGAGAAGCCAUUUGCUUGCGAUGUCUGCAGUAAGACAUUCAGGACGAAAGUAAUCCUCACUCGGCAUAAAAAGUGUCACGUUCCUCUCACCGAACCGCCCAAGAAAUGUCUCUAUUGCUCCAAAACUUACAGGCAACAUUCCAGUUUCGAUCAACACAUGAUUAUUCACCACAGAGGACUUCCUAAGAGAUCAAAUAAAAUUCCCGUUUGCACAGUUUGCAAUACGAAAUUCAAGAAUCUAAAAGAAUUGAUCGAUCACGUGAAGAUUCAUAAACUGGAGAAACGCUUCGAGUGUGCAACUUGUGACGUCAAAAAUGUAAACAAGUCGGCGUGCAUUUUUUGCUAUGCAGACGGCAAAAACAUGGAGAUAAAGGAAGAAAAGGAAGAUUCUGGUUAUUUUUACGACGCUGAAACGGCUGUGAAGAUUGAAAAACCAUCAGUUGAUUGUGAGAUUGUGAAAGCAGAGUAUGAAAUUCCAGGAGUGCCGAAUUAUGCUGGCGAAAAGAAAUUCACUGUGGUAAACAUAAGGAAAGUGAAAGUCUUGACAAGGAGUGAGAUUGUUAAUAUAAUUAAGGAAGAACCACCUGAUCCUGAGCCACAAGAUAACAAUGAUCAGGGCGGAAGCUCAACUGUGGAGAAGACAAUUAAGACGGAGGAUUGCGAAAGAAGAGUUGAGAAGAAAGAUUGUCUUCGGGCGCUGCUUAGGCGGAUUCGGAGUUACUUGGAGAAACCUCGAUCGUGUCCAAUUUGUCAGGUGGUCGCGAGGAACUCUCGGAGUCUCGAGGAUCACGUGAGGAUUCGACACAAGGAAUGCAGCGCAGCGGGGAAGGAGAGUCAGCUGGAGUGUGCAGAAUGUGGCAUGAGAUUUGAGGAAAAAGAUCUGGUGAAGAGACACAUGAAGAGGAUUCAUUUGAAGUCGAAGGGCCGCAGGGAGAAGAUAUCGAGCAACAACUACUUGACCAAUCUGAAGAAGACUCUGCAGAGACAGAGUUCCAAGACGCCGCUAGUGUGCCAAAUUUGCCGGGAGGAAUUUGCCUACGUCAAUUCCCUCGCGGUUCACAUCGAGAGUCACGAGUCGCUGGACGACAGAAGGAUCGUCUGUCCCUUCUGCUCGUGCAUUGUGGGCCAGAAUUUCACUUUGCGCCAGCAUGUGGCGAAAUAUCACCCGAAAUUUGUGUCCAGCAAGAAUUCCGCCCCGAAGACAAUGAAUAUGAAUUUCGUGUUUGAGAGAAUGGCAUUCUUCUGCAACUUGUGCGGAUGGAUUUCCACCUGCCAAUACUUCCACGAUCGACACAUGGCGAGACACAGUAAGCCGGCGAAGGCGCGCAAGGUUUACGAGUGCGAAACGUGCCACUGGAAGUAUGACAGAAGAGACAAGCUGAGGAUACACAUGUUAACGCACGGCACGGAGAAGCCCUAUGUCUGCGAUGUCUGCAACAAGGCAUUCCAUUCGAGCUUCCUGCUGAAGCGUCACAAAUUGAUUCACAAUCCUGAGCCCCGAAAUUGUCUCUAUUGCAAGAAGAUCUUCAACACUGGCUAUGGAUUGCAGAUGCACCUGGCGAAUGUCCACAGAGGUCUGCCUAGGAAGGGUGGUUCCGAUGCUUCGUGCACAAUUUGCAAGAAACACUUUCAGAGCAUGACAGAAUUGAUGGCGCACACGAAGAUACACAAGUUCCAACAGUGCUUCAUAUGCGCAUUGUGUGGCGUAAAAGUACGCAAGAAAUAUGCUCUGCAGCGACACAUGGAGAAUUUCCAUAUGCAUAAGAAGGAUUCUGAGGACAAGCACAAGUGCGAUGUUUGCCAGAAGACCUUCAACUACAAAUACAAUCUGCAGAGACAUUUGCAAGCGCACAGCAAAACCAAACCGUUUCCCUGCAAAGUGUGCAACAGAAAGUUCAAGUUCAUCGAUUCGGUGAAGAGUCACAUGGAGGAGCAUGAAGUGUUGAAGGGAAGUGCCAAGAAGUGCUUCUACUGCACGAAGUGUUACGACGACAAGAGCACAAUGCGGAAGCACGUGAGACUGAAGCAUCCUGGAUUGCCGCUCAACACCGCCGGACCGCCGUUCAGGUGUGCAAUUUGCCGCGAAGACUAUCUGACGAUGAACGAUCUGAAGGAGCACGUGAAGGAACACAGGAAAUUCCUCACGUGCGGCAUUUGCAAGCAGACCUUCAAGGCCAGAUACAACCUGAAACUCCACGUUGGCUCUCAACACAGAGACUCCAAUUUGCCGAAAGUGAUUCUGGAGAAAUGCUUCGAGUGUUCAAUUUGUGGGAAGAAAUUCGACCGAAGGUAUCCAUUGAAGGUGCACGCAAUGAAGUGCGUGGCGAAGAGACGACAAUCAGAGAGACUGAAGAAGCGCAAGAAGAGAUGAUCAUCACAAAAUUGCUUUAAUUGGAGUUCCUUGGGAGAAUUCUGUCCAUCGCUGUUCUUUGAAUUGAAAUA
Messenger RNA from Phlebotomus argentipes, 6960 nucleotides. RefSeq lists its product as uncharacterized. Gene Ontology annotation, molecular function: chromatin insulator sequence binding; zinc ion binding. The coding region runs from base 101 to 6889 and encodes 2262 amino acids. NCBI's taxonomy places the organism in Eukaryota, Metazoa, Arthropoda, Insecta, Diptera, Psychodidae. The record is from RefSeq and is a predicted model, not a curated record. Gene Ontology annotation, cellular component: chromosome; nucleus. Gene Ontology annotation, biological process: regulation of transcription by RNA polymerase II. The transcript has 16 exons.